AUGGAAGACUCUGCGAUUUCCACAGAGAUAGUCCCAGCAAGUGCAGGUUGGGCAGUUGAUUACAUCGUGGAGGUGGACCUUAACAGUGAAGACGGCACCAACAUUCCUCUUUACAACAAGAGCCUGUACUACGAAUGUGGCUCCGAAGUAGCUAUUGUCCGAAAAGACGGGGACGAGUCGGAAUACUUUGUUGCAAAGAACGAGGACUACUGGCUGUUCAAAAUUCAUUCUAACCAUGCCGAGUUUGAAAUCGCCAUUGGAGGCGAGACUCCGGUGCUGGUGAACUCGAAGCCAAACUGGAAGAAAUGUACCGACGAAGAGACCGAUGUCAUCUGGAAAUCAUGCAAGGAGAUGGAUCCUGGAAGUUGUACCUGGCAUGAUUCAUGGUACCAAUCAUGGGUUGUCUACGAAGACGAAGCCAAAGGAGAAUUCGAUCGUUUUGUGGCUGUUAGAUGUCCGAAAAUGGACAACCCGGCUAUUACGAUCAAGGGCUCGGGACAUUUUGCUUGCCUUCACUGGGUGGGCCUGUUUCUCAAAUCGACCACCAACAAAACCAACAAGUUCAUUGCUGUGGAAACUACCAACCAAUUGCUUCCGAAGUAUGCCAAGCGCAACAGAAAUGCAGGCUACGACUGGUUCAGGGACAAUGGACCUGCUGACAUCACGGACCGCACUCUUACCAUUUUUCCCAAACAACUGUACGGCACCAGCGGCAGUGACCCGGACUUAUACGAUCGGUUUAUUACCAUCGACCCAGACAACAUCGUGGGUCAAAAGCAUCUUGAGCUCGUCCGCUCCAUGGUGGAGCAGAAGUCCGCAUUGUCUGCCUACAAAUAUACGUGGCAUGCUAGCGGAAGGACAUUGAUCAAAACGUCCAAACACGACGAACCGGAUAUCUAUCCAGUUAGCAAGCUUAAUUAUGUAUCCGGCCUUGAGGUGAUUCGAAAGAAGGUAAAUGGUUGGGCGGUGCUUCUCACUGUCUUCAUGAGUGUGACCAAAAUUACAGCUGGGCUGCUCACCACCAACUUUGCCAGCAUCGUUGCAGGUAUUUUCGAUAUGAAGGAUAUAUUCGAUGAAAAAAAGAUGAUGGAAACCGCCGAUUUGAAUGGCUUUAUCACAGCUGUUGCCAAGGGAGUAGACGACUAUAACAAAAAGUUUCCCGGGGACAAGAAAAAGACGCCCAACACCUCCGAUGUCCCCACGAUCAAGCUGGAGAUCCACAACAAUACGGUUUUGUGUAAGCAAUUUGGGACCUCCGCAUAA
Molecule: messenger RNA, 1263 nt
Organism: Penicillium cinerascens
Lineage: Eukaryota; Fungi; Ascomycota; Eurotiomycetes; Eurotiales; Aspergillaceae
Exons: 1
Coding region: 1-1263 (420 amino acids)
Source: RefSeq, a predicted model, not a curated record